Boleophthalmus pectinirostris (great blue-spotted mudskipper) is the source of this 1623-nucleotide messenger RNA. It is a transcript of the gene surf2, whose product is annotated as surfeit 2. Lineage: Eukaryota; Metazoa; Chordata; Actinopteri; Gobiiformes; Gobiidae. The transcript has 6 exons. The record is from RefSeq and is a predicted model, not a curated record. Bases 172 to 903 code for a protein of 243 amino acids.
CGCCCCCUACUGCGCAGGAGUGUGGACCUGGUGCUGGUGCAGUGGGCAAUAGAGGGCGCUCCAAUAUUAUUGCGGUGGGCAUGUCACGAACCCACGUGUGUAGAGGUUUCCUUGAUUGGUGUUUAGUUAGCAUCACAACUGUAAGCUCUCUGUUUGGUGUAUGUUUAAGUCAUGGAUGAAUUAUCUGCCGAACUCAAAACCUUUCUUCGAAUCCAUCCAUGUUUUCAACUGACCGAGGACAGAAAGGUGAAAUGUACUCUGAAUGGUCACGAAUUUCCGUGUAGUGUGACAGAGCUACGAAAAUUUACCCAGGCAAAGAAGUACAAAACUUUGUCUGCUGCUGCGGAAUUCAACUACAGCCAGUAUGAGCCACACAUUGUACCAAGCUCCAAGCAGCCAAACCAGCUCUUCUGUAAGCUGACUUUGAGGCACCUAAAUCGGAAGCCACAUCAUGUCACUAGACAUGUCAGUGGCAAACGAUUCAAGAAGGCUCUUGCAAAAUAUGAGGAGUGCCAGAAACAAGGCAUUGAAUUUGUUCCAGCCAGACUGAAACAAAAAAGACCAAAAGACACUGAGGAGGACUUCAGACAUGGACACUCUUCGAAAUAUGCAAAUGGAAUGUGGGAACCUACCUCCAGUGAAGGGGAGCACUCAGAUUCUGAGGACAGCAUGAGUGACCUUUAUCCAUCGUCCAUGUUUACUUUGAAAAAUACGACUGAACAAAAAGAAGGGGAUUGUGAUGAGGAAGAUGAUUUUAUGACAGAUGAAGAUGAGCAAAUGGAAAACACAGAGAUAUCAAAGCGUAAAAAGGCUCAGAGUACAGGCUUUCAGAAGAAAUUCAGGAAUAACAACUGGAAAGCACCGUGUUCUAAGAAGCAGAAAAAAGUGCCACAUGUAAAAUAAUUCCUACAUCAAUACAGAAUGUUUUUCAAAAUAAGAUGGGGAAAAAGUCCUUAUUAUACCAGUACAAAUUUUCAGGUUCUUGCUCAAAGACUGAACAUUUAAUGCAGUAAUUCAGUCUUGAGUCUCUUUUUUUUUUAAAUCUUGUAACAUGUAUUUAUUGCACCUAUUUUCAUAUGCACACGAACUCAUGAUCAUUAAGGGCAAGAUCCCAGAUGACAAGAGACAAAAAUUAGUUUCUCCCACAGGUGCUCCCUAGGGUGUGAAGAGCCACUUCCGUUCCUCCACAUUGUGAAGCAAUUGUGGCUAUAUGAAAAAAUAAACCUUAAUUUGCUUAGAGCAGAGAAGUCCAAACUAUGGCCUUGGGUCAAAUGAAGCCCUCAGACUUUUUUUUUUUUAUUGGCCCUCAGUCCUCCUAAACUGGCCCAGUUGAUCAUAGGCAGUACUUUUUAUAUCAGAUGUUAGUAAUUCUACCGCUUUAACAUCAGCAUCACAUUGUGAUUCAGACUUUUAUUGUUGUUCCAACCCAUGUUAAAGAUAUGGCGACCAUCUGAAUGAAUAUGUGGCUCUUGGUGACUAAAGUUGGGGCACCCCUGGCGCAAGGGAGUUGUUCAACUAUCAUGUAGGGCCUAGGCUAUAUGGCGUUAAAAGGAUUGCUAGAAGUGUAAUAAUUUGGUUAUUUGCUAUAAAAAAAACAAAUAAACUUGUGAAUGUCUAAUUUAA